AUGGAUAAAAGCGAAUCGCCGACCAAGGUCGUGUUGCAAAGCAUCGUAAUAGAAGGGAAUAGAUUAGAACAGGGGCGGCCUUUGGGGAUGGCGAGCAGGGCAACCUCCCGGGGCCUCACUCUUGCAGGGACCACGCGCACCCGCGUAACAACCCAAGUAGAAAAAUAUGAGCAUUGGCGACUAGUGACUGCUGUACUGCUUGUCAAGGUGUACGUAUUCAAGCAUUGUUCUGUUACAGGGGUCACCAUCUUGCUAUCGUUGACUGUGUUCCUGAACCUUGUGGCUGAAACCUUGCCCCAAGUAUCCGACGCCAUUCCUUUGUUAGGAACAUACUUCAACUGCAUAAUGUUCAUGGUUGCAUCUUCGGUGGUACUGACAGUAGUAGUUCUCAAUUACCACCAUAGAAGUGCCGACAUCCAUGAAAUGCCGCAAUGGGUCAAAACGGUCUUUUUGCAAUGGUUGCCAUGGAUGUUGGGAAUGAGUCGGCCAGGUAAAAAGAUUACCCGGAAAACACUAAUGAUGAACAGUCGGAUGAAAGAAUUAGAAUUGAAAGAGCGUUCAUCGAAGAGUCUCUUGGCCAACGUACUAGAUAUUGAUGACGACUUUAGGAGCGUAACAGGCGGUGCGUCUGGAUUAUCUGGUAGAGAUGGUAAUACUUCGACGGUGACGACAAGCUUGGGGCCCAGUUUUAUUCGUCACGCAACCACUAUCGAAGAUUCAGCAAUUCCUACCAGUGGCCAACAAAGAGAAUUACAUUUUAUAUUGAAGGAACUGCAGUUCAUUACAACCCGAAUGAAGAAAGCUGACGAAGAGGCAGAAGUCAUUAGUGAUUGGAAAUUUGCUGCAAUGGUGGUUGAUAGAGUUUGUCUCAUAAUAUUCACCCUGUUUACCAUAAUCGCAACAGUUGCAGUAUUGUUAUCGGCUCCGCAUAUUAUUGUCCAGUAAAAGGGCAUUAUAAUGGAGAAAUUGUAAACGUUCGCGCAAUUAUAUGAUUCUUCUAUAUCGCAUUUUAUAAUAAUCGGUAGUUAAAUAUAUAUAUGUACGUGUGGAUACAUAUGUAUGUUUGAACGUUCACUAUUAUUUGAAACAGCAUAGUGUUGGCACACAUUUAAUGUGCCUUCGAGGAAACACUAUCGAAACGUAGCAACAUUAAAGG
Molecule: messenger RNA, 1156 nt
Organism: Agrilus planipennis (emerald ash borer)
Lineage: Eukaryota; Metazoa; Arthropoda; Insecta; Coleoptera; Buprestidae
Product: acetylcholine receptor subunit alpha-type acr-16-like
Exons: 5
Coding region: 1-945 (314 amino acids)
Biological process (GO): chemical synaptic transmission; monoatomic ion transmembrane transport; regulation of membrane potential
Cellular component (GO): neuron projection; membrane; synapse
Molecular function (GO): monoatomic ion channel activity; transmembrane signaling receptor activity; neurotransmitter receptor activity
Source: RefSeq, a predicted model, not a curated record